UCCUGAUGUCAAUAUGCGGUGGUGGUAUCGUAGUCACCAGAAAGAUGUAAACGGAGAACGAGAUUAACAUCAUUCACAACAAGGAGAUAGGAAUCAUUCUAAUCACCAACGGUGUCCCUCUCGAAUUACCGCAGAGCUUGAAAACCAAGCCGGUCGCAUCCAAAUCGGAGCAGGAGUGGAGAGGUGGCGCGGACAGUAGACAUGAGGAGAAUGGACGGAGCGGUAUGGCGGCGGGCCUGCUGGGAUGCUGGCCGUAGCCUGAGUCUGACCAGCGGGCUGGUGGAGGUCGGUGGACGGGCCUCGAUGCUCCAAACACUGCUCUUUUUCUCCGUGUUCGGGCUGCUCUUUGGACUGCCCGCUAUCACCGAGGCGAAAGAAUGCGAUAAACCGUGUAUGAAUGGGCAAUGCAACACGGUAACGGGCCACUGUGUGUGCAGCCCCGGUUGGGUCGGGGACCAAUGCCAACACUGCGGAGGAAGGUUCAGGUUGACGGGCCCCUCAGGGUUCCUGACAGACGGACCAGGAAACUAUAAGUACAAGACCAAGUGUACCUGGCUCAUCGAGGGAACGCCCAACAGCAUCCUCAGACUGAGGUUGGACCACUUUGCUACAGAGUGUAGCUGGGACCACCUGUAUGUGUACGAUGGUGACUCAAUCUACACUCCUCUACUGGCUGCCUUCAGUGGGUUGAUAGUUCCUGAGCGCUACGGCAACGAGACGGUUCCGGAAGUGGUGUCACAGUCUGGUUACGCCCUCCUCCACUUCUUCAGCGACGCUGCUUAUAACCUGACCGGCUUCAACAUCUCAUAUAGGGUGAACACGUGCCCUAACAACUGUUCAGGCCGAGGGGAGUGUCGCGUUGGGAACUCAACAGGUGCUGUUUAUUGUGACUGUGAAUCCAAUUGGAAGGGCGAGGCCUGUGAUAUCCCGUACUGCCUGUCAGACUGUGGUUGGCCUGACAGGGGACACUGCCUUCAGGACACAAAGACAUGUCGAUGCCAACCUGGGUGGCAAGGUCCAGACUGUUCUGUGUCCGUCCCGGCCAACUCUUCAUUCUGGCAGCGAGAAGAAUACCCUGAGCCGGGGCUGGCCAGGGCUUCCCACAAGGCCGUAGUGGAUCAGGGGAUCAUGUGGGUUAUCGGGGGUUAUGUUUUCAACUCCUCAGACUACCAGAUGGUCAAAGCGUAUAACCUCAGCUCCCAGCGCUGGCUGUCUCUCAACCUCUCUGUCAACUCAGUCAUGGGACGAUACGGACACUCUCUGGCACUACAUGAAGGAAAGAUCUACAUGUACGGAGGGAAGAUAGACUCUACUGGCAACGUGACCAACCAGUUGUGGGCUUUCCACAUCCAGAACCAGACCUGGGCGUUCCUCUCCGCCCGAGCCCAGGAACAGUGGGCCGUGGUGGGACACUCUGCCCACGUAGUGCCCCCCCUGUUGAAGGGGGGUAGUCCAGUCAUGCUGGUGCUGUUCGGACACUGUCCUCUAUACGGGUACAUCAGCCAGGUGCAGGAGUACAACUUUGCUAGGAACACGUGGAGUGCAGUGGUUACGGAUGGAGCCCUGGUGCAGGGAGGGUACGGCCACAGCAGUGUGUUUGACUCCUCCUCCCGAGCCGUCUACAUCCACGGAGGGUACAAGGCAUUCAGCGCUAACAAGUACGGACUGUCCGGAGACCUGUACAAGUACGACGUGGACCGCAGCCGAUGGACGGUUCUAAAGGACAGCGGGUUCUUCCGGUACCUCCACACGGCGGUCAUCGUUAGUGGAACCAUGCUGGUGUUUGGAGGGAACACUCACAACGACACGUCCAUGAGCCACGGAGCCAAGUGCUUCUCCUCGGACUUCAUGGCUUAUGACCUGGCAUGUGAUGAGUGGUCAGUGCUUCCCAGACCAGACCUCCACCAUGAUGUCAACCGCUUCGGACACACAGCCAUCAUCAGCGACAGUGUAAUGUACGUUUUCGGGGGGUUCAGCAGUCUCCUGCUGAGUGACAUUCUGAUGUAUACGCCAGCCAGCUGCUCCAGCGCUCCAAACGCUGCCGUCUGUGCAGCAACCUUGCUGGGGGUUCACUGCCACUGGAAUGCUACCCUAGGGACUUGCCUGCCUUGGGACUCGAACCCCGGAUCACUGGAUGAGCAGACCGCUUCCUGUGGAACCAGAACAUAUGCUGACAACGAUCGUUGUGACCAGUACGCGGACUGCUACAGCUGCACAUCCAAUACUAACGGCUGCCAGUGGUGUGCUGUUCAGUGUCUCUCCGUGAGCUCCAACUGCACGGCCGUCACGGGGGCCAUAGUGGAGUAUGGUAUAUGCCCCAAAGACAACCCCUCAUACAUCUGCAACAAGAAGACCAGCUGUAAGAGCUGUGGUGUGGACCAGAACUGCCAGUGGGAACCCAGAAACCAGGAGUGCAUCGCUCUACCUGAGAAUAUAUGUGGUGAGAACUGGCACCUGGUAGGAAACUCGUGUCUGAAGUUCAUCACAGCCAAGGACUCGUACGACAACGCCAAGCUGACCUGUCGGGGUCACAACGCCGUCCUGGCCUCACUGACCAAUCAGAAGAUGGUGGACUUUGUCCUCAAGGAGCUGCAGAUCAUGAGCGUUCUGGUGAGCAAGUACAAGGCCUCGGUGACGCCGUGGGUGGGGCUGAGGAAGAUCAACGUCUCCUAUUGGUGCUGGGAAGACAUGUCACCCUUCACUAACACCUCCCUUCAGUGGUUGCCGGGGGAACCCAGCGACGCCGGUUUCUGUGGUUACCUAGCAGAACCGGCAUCCAGCGGCCUUAAGGCCCAGACCUGUAUCAACCCUGUUAACGGGAGUCUGUGUGAACGCGCAGCCAAUCACAGUGCCAAGCAGUGUCGGACGGCGUGUGCCAUGCGGGCUACGUGUACUGAGUGUACCAGCAGCAGCUCUGAGUGUAUGUGGUGCAGCAACAUGAAGCAGUGUGUGGACUCUAAUGCAUACGUAGCCUCCUUCCCCUUCGGACAGUGUAUGGAGUGGUACACUAUGAACAGCUGUCCACCUGAGAACUGUUCUGGGUACAGGACGUGUGGCCAGUGUAUGGAGCAGCCGGGCUGUGGCUGGUGCACAGACCCCAGUAAUACUGGGCGUGGCCAGUGCAUCGAGGGGUCCUAUAGGGGGCCGUUCCAGACUACUGUCCCCGCCCCCUCCACCCUGCCUGGCCCAGCCUCUAGUCUCGCGUCUCAGCCGGCUCUCAACAUCAGCAUGUGUCCUUACGACACCAAGUACAACUGGAGCUUCAUACUCUGUCCAGCGUGCCAGUGUAACGGCCACAGUCAGUGUGUUAACCACAGUGUAUGUGAGAAGUGUGAGGACCUGACAACAGGACGCCACUGUGAGAGCUGCAUCUCUGGUUACUAUGGAGACCCCACCAACGGGGGCAGCUGCCAACCGUGUAAGUGUAACGGCCAUGCCAGUGUGUGUAACCCUAAUAACGGGAAGUGUUUCUGCACCACCAAGGGCAUCAAAGGAGACCGCUGUCACCUGUGUGAGGUGGAGAACCGUUACCAAGGCAACCCUCUGAAAGGAACGUGUUACUACAACCUGCUGAUAGACUACCAGUUCACCUUCAGUCUGUCUCAGGAGGACGACCGAUACUACACCUCCAUCAACUUUGUAGCCACGCCCGAGGAGCAGAAUCGUGAUCUGGUUGUGUUCAUCAACGCCUCCAAGAACUUCAACCUCAACAUCACCUGGGCCGCCAGCUUCACAGUAGGGACCCAAACAGGUGAGGAGAUCCCCAUUGUCUCCAGGAGCAACAUCAAGGAGUUUAAAGACAGUUUCUCCAACGAGAACUUUGACUUCCGCAACAACCCAAACAUCACCUUCUUCGUCUAUGUCAGCAACUUCACCUGGCCCAUCAAGAUACAAAUUGCCUUCUCUCAGCACAGUAACUUCAUGGAUCUGGUGCAGUUCUUCGUCACGUUCUUCAGCUGUUUCCUGUCCCUCCUCCUGGUGGCGGCAGUCGUCUGGAAGAUCAAACAGAGCUGCUGGGCGUCACGGCGACGCGAGCAACUUCUCCGUGAGAUGCAGCAGAUGGCUAGCCGGCCGUUCGCCACCAUCAACGUUGCCUUGGAAACGGACGAGGAGCCGCCCGACCUGAUUGGUGGAAACGUCAAGACGGUCCCCAAGCCCAUCGCCCUGGAGCCCUGUUUUGGGAACAAGGCUGCUGUACUCUCCAUCUUUGUCCGUUUACCCAGAGGCACCGGGGGCAUCCCCCCGCCCGGUCAGUCUGGUCUAACGGUGGCCUCGGCCCUGGUGGACGUGUCUCAGCAGAUGUGUCUUGGUUACAAGGAGAAGUCAGGUGGUCUGAGAAACAGGAAGCAACAACCCUCCGCACAGCCUUCCACCUGUAUCUGACCACACCUUUCCCUGCUCCACCCUAACCCCUUCCCCUACCCCAGAGACUAUAACCCCCGAACUGAAGGAAGAGAAGGAGGGAGAAAAGGGGGAGAGGAAUGGAGGGAGUUAACAGGGGAGAGGGCAGGGGCACCUAUUGGACAGUCAUCCUCCUAAAAGGCUUCCCAACUGGCACCUGGUACAGCAUGCCACCUCGUCAGGAGAAGAGAGGAACCACGGCUUCGUCGCUGCUUGAGGAGAGGUCUAUCUGUCUGUCUGGUGUCCACCCGGGUUUAACUGGUGAUGCUAACAGUCUCCUGUUAGAAUUUCUCUUAGGGUCAGUUUUCCUUCUGUUUUCUUCUUCUGGUGAGACCACACUGCUGCUCUGGUUCUCCCCUUUCUAUGCCUCUCCUCCCCUCUCUUCCCCUCUCCUCUCCACUCCUCCCCUCUCCUCCCCUCUCUUCCCCUCUCUUCCCCACUCCACUCCUCCCCUCUC
Salmo salar (Atlantic salmon) is the source of this 4858-nucleotide messenger RNA. Its product is annotated as attractin. Gene Ontology annotation, cellular component: Golgi apparatus. Lineage: Eukaryota; Metazoa; Chordata; Actinopteri; Salmoniformes; Salmonidae. Gene Ontology annotation, molecular function: protein binding. The record is from RefSeq and is a predicted model, not a curated record.